CUCGGACAUCACGUCAAAGCAGUGUGACGUUUUGGAUGCAUUUUUCGCUUGACAAAGUAGGGAGAGCAGAAAAAAACAAAAAGGCUACUUUUCUUCCGAGUACACACAACAGUGAUUUUAAUACCCGUACAAAGAAGAAAGUCAAGGCCCAGGGAAGAGUAAAAUUGAUUGGUUUUGUUCGGUGGCAAACUACUGUAGCGGAUUGCGGGUUUUGCAGAUAUCCCUCAACAGCGUAGUUCCGCAAAAAACAGCACAGCAGCACACCACCACCAUUCCGGAUGGCUAUCAACCAAAACACAACCGAGUCGUCGUUCCACAGUUCGGGGAAUGGAGGCAGUGAUUCAGCUUCCGCCCUGCGUAUGCUGCUCGAGCAGUUGCUGCUCCAAAGUGUCAACAGUGGCGAUGCAAACUUUUUCACCGAGGCCGAAUACCAGAAGAUAUGCGAAUGCAUCGUGGUGCUGCUGGUCGCGGACCAGAUCGAUGCCACUACCAAGCACGAAAUUCGCAGCCUUCGAUCGCUGGCGGACAUAAUUACCAAGCAGUUCCAGCAGCUGAUCGAACGGAAAGCGUUCCGCGAGCUGGUGAAGGAUUGUCUCGAAAAGAUGUACACGGCCGAUGCGCUGUCGGUGAAAAAGCUCCCGUCGCCGUUCGCCACGAUCAUGCUGGCACUGAUGGACCCGAAGCAGGGUGUUGCGUGGAUUCUGUCCAAGAACAUGAUCGACGAACAUAUCAGAAAGAUUCUCAACGUUUUCAUCGACUGGCUGUGUAAGAUAAAUUUUGCGCCAAAUCUAAACAUUUGGAUCAUACAGAUGGUGGAAGGUUUGAUGGCUAAGGGCAGAACAAAUUGCAUUUUGAACGUGCGGCAGGAUAAACUGAAACAAUGCAAAGAAGUGAUGCUGCUUCCGCAUUACCAACAGCAAGUGGGUCCCGUGAUCAAUUGCCUGGAAUCGUGCGGAGAUUUGCAAUCGGACAACGUUCGUCUAAACUACACCUGUAAUGAUCGUUAUGAGAGUACUGCAGACGUUGACAAUAGCUUGAUUCGGUCGAAUGCCCGCGUAGGGUUGGUCAAUUUGGGCAACACAUGCUACAUGAACAGUGUGGUACAGGCACUAGCUAUGACUAAACAAUUUUGUACGGAAGUUCUGCUGAAACAGAUCGAUGCUCCACCCUUCUCGGAAGUGCAGCAGCUCCUUGCCCUGCUAAUCCAUUCACGGCGACCCGAACUAACUCCGCGGGCAGUGCUUGCAUCAACUAGACCACCCGGGUUCGCACCAGGCUACCAGCAGGAUUCGUCCGAAUUUUUAAGCUACCUGCUCGAUCGAUUGCACGAGCAGGAGAAAAAACUGUUGCAUGCAGCUCAGCCCCACAAUGCACCAUCGCUACCGGCUGCCACCAAUGGUGGUGGCGGCGGUGGCGGCGGUGGCAGCGGUUCCACCGGUACUAUCAAAACUUUAGUACAGAAAACCUUCGAGGGUCAACUGUCGGUCGGCUGUUUGUGUGCCGUUUGCAACAGCUCGAACCACACAACCGAGGCGUUCCGUUCAUUGGAUCUGUCGUUUCCGGAUGACACCGAACUGUCGCAGGCUGCGGGCGACGAUGGUGCGCAUUCGGUCCAGAAGCUGCUCGAUUAUUUUUGCUCCUCCGAGAAGCUAGUCGGUGAGAAUCAAUACUUUUGUGAUCGCUGUCAGCAGCUGCGCGAUUGUGAGCGCUCCGUUACGGUAACGGCGCCGCCACAAAACCUCAUUCUCACCAUCAAACACUUCCGGUACGAUCAGACACGAAAUUUGCGCGCGAAACUCAUGAACAAGAUACUGCACAACGAGGACAUUUCGCUUACCGUGACGGACGCGGCGGGCCAUUGCCGCCAGCUGCACUAUCGCAACUAUGCCGUAGUGGUGCACUACGGCACGAGCAUGGACUCGGGACACUACUACACCUACGCACAAGAUGGCACGGGCACGUGGUUCAAGUUUAACGACAACUACGUGACGGAAUGCACAACCAGUGAGCUGCAAAACAUACCGAGCCCCAACACGCCGUACAUUCUGUUCUACCAGCUGGUUACGAACGGCGCACCGGAAACAGCCCAAGCAACCGCAACCAGUGCCGGCCAAACGAUCGGUUCAGCGUACGGAGAAAUGAACGGUGGAGGCGGCGGCGGCGGUGGCGGAAUGCACGGAAACACGUUUCCCGCACUAAACGAGCUGCCCACUCGGCUGCAGGAGUUUGUGCGCGAUGACAAUCUCCUGUAUCACCGGGAGGUGCAGGAACAGCGUGAUAAGAAAGCCUCCAAAAUGCCACUGUUGUCGUUCGGUGGCAGUGGAGGCAAUCGCCGCCAGUCGGAUGAUUACGACGAUCCACCGCCAAGCUCGUGCGGUAGCAAAUGGUUGCAGUCGUCGAAUAACUUUAUCUUCUAAAAUCCGUUCCGUUGCUGUGCGUUUUAUUUGGACGUAUGCCCGACGUCCAUGUGGCCCAUGCUCUUACACACCUUCCAUUAUUUCCUAUUUUUGACACGAUCAUGGCUGGCAGGCUGACGUGAGACAUGGGAUGGCUCACCACCGUUCAGUUGUUACUAAUUAUAAAGGAACUAAAACUGGU
Molecule: messenger RNA, 2598 nt
Organism: Anopheles stephensi (Asian malaria mosquito)
Lineage: Eukaryota; Metazoa; Arthropoda; Insecta; Diptera; Culicidae
Gene: DUBAI
Product: ubiquitin carboxyl-terminal hydrolase 35
Exons: 4
Coding region: 279-2417 (712 amino acids)
Biological process (GO): ubiquitin-dependent protein catabolic process; protein deubiquitination
Cellular component (GO): nucleus; cytosol
Molecular function (GO): cysteine-type endopeptidase activity; cysteine-type deubiquitinase activity
Source: RefSeq, a predicted model, not a curated record